AUGGCCAGCGCAGCUGACGGUGUAGGCAGUCUGGGUGCGGAGCAGAACCACCUGAGCGUCCCGGUCGCUGAUCAUGGAGCCUGGGCCACGGCCAUGAACAACCUGGGCAUCGUGCCGGUGGGCAUCGGCGGGCAGCAGCUGGUUUCAGACUCGCUGUGCAUCCAGAGGUUCGACCCCGGUCUGGGCCUGCUGACGCCCAUCAACCCCAUCAUGGCGGGAAUCAGCCUGGUGCCGCCGCCGCCCGUCCCCGCCGACGUGCCGCUGGUCAAGGAGAUCAUCCACUGCAAGAGCUGCACCCUGUUCCCCCAGAACCCCAACCUGCCUCCUCCGUCCACGCGGGAGCGCCCCCCCGGCUGUCGGACGGUGUUCGUCGGGGGCCUGCCGGAGAACGCCACGGAGGAGAUCAUCCGGGAGGUGUUCGACCAGUGCGGCGAGAUCACCGCCAUCCGCAAGAGCAAGAAGAACUUCUGCCACAUCCGCUUCAGCGAGGAGUUCAUGGUGGACAAGGCGCUGUACCUGUCAGGGUACCGGAUGCGUAUCGGCUCCAGCACGGACAAGAAGGACUCGGGGAGGAUCCACGUGGACUUCGCCCAGGCCCGGGACGACCUGUACGAGUGGGAGUGCAAGCAGCGGCUGCUGGCCCGGGAGGAGAGGCACCGCCGCAAGGUCCACGAGGACCGGCUGCGCCCGCCGUCGCCGCCGCCCGUCGUGCACUACUCCGAGCACGAGGCGGCGCUGCUGGCCGACAGGCUGAAAGACGAUCACAAGUUCAGUGAGGCCACGGCCGUCCUCUUCACCUGGAUCGACCGGGGCGAAGUCAACCGGCGCACCGCCAACCACUUCUACUCCAUGAUCCAGUCGGCCAACAGCCACGUGCGGCGGCUGAUGAGCGAGAAGGCCCAGCACGAGGAGGAGAUGGAGAGCGCCAAGGAGGUCUUCAAGAACGCCCUGCUGGCCAUCCUCACUCAGUUCGAGCAGAUCACCGCCGUUUUCACCGCCGCCACCAGGCAAAAGGCAUGGGACCAUUUCUCAAAAGCACAGCGCAAGAACAUAGACAUUUGGCGAAAGCAGUGUGAGGAGCUGAGGAACGCCCACAGCGAGGAGAUCAUGGGCAUCAGGCGGGAGGAGGAGAUGGAGAUGUCAGACGACGAGUCGGACGAGAAUCCCUGCAAGAAGAUGCGAGUCGAGGAAAACGGAGUGUGUGAUCAGACUCAGGCCUCCCUCAGGGAGGAAAACGACUCCCUGCGCUGGCAGCUGGAUGCUUACAGGAACGAGGUGGAGCUCCUGAGGAGGGAGCAGAAUCGAACCGCGCGCCCGGACGACGAUCACACUGCAGCCCCGACUCACAGCCCGGAGGCGCAGAUCCAGCUGCUGCAGCAGAGCAUGCACAGCAUGCAGCAGCAACUUUUAACCCUGCAGGAGAAACUGAGCAGUAAAGAGGCGGAGCUGGAGCAAGCCAGAGAGGAGCACCGCUACCUGGAGGGGGAGGUGCUGGCCCUCCGAGACAAGCUGCUGAGCAGCACCGGAGAAGCUGUGGAGGGAACCAACGGAGAGAUUCAUGAAAAGGGGCUGAACGGAUGUGUUCCUUCGUUGUACCUCAGCAGAGACAGAAGAAGCGAACUCCUCCUGAGAAGAGGCGUCGCCUCAGAAAAAGAAGCCCUGCUCCUCGGCAUCAUAUCGACCUUCCUGCACGUCCAUCCGUUCGGCGCCAACCUGGAGUAUCUGUGGUCGUACAUCCAGAGGCUGGACUCCAAGGUGUCUGCGGUGGAGCUGGAGCGUCUCAUGGUGCGUCUGCCCUCCAUGUUCAGACAGGAGCUGAGCGGCGUCGGCGCCACGCUGGAGAAACGCUGGAAGUUCUGCGGCUUCGACACACUCAGCUCGGCGUGACGGCGGUGUGUGUGUGUGCGCGUGUGUGUGAGUGUGUGUGUGUGUGUGUGU
This is a messenger RNA of Salarias fasciatus (jewelled blenny), 1938 nucleotides long. It is a transcript of the gene enox1, whose product is annotated as ecto-NOX disulfide-thiol exchanger 1. Gene Ontology annotation, molecular function: RNA binding; NADH dehydrogenase activity; protein disulfide isomerase activity. The coding region runs from base 1 to 1887 and encodes 628 amino acids. Lineage: Eukaryota; Metazoa; Chordata; Actinopteri; Blenniiformes; Blenniidae. The transcript has 14 exons. The record is from RefSeq and is a predicted model, not a curated record. Gene Ontology annotation, biological process: ultradian rhythm. Gene Ontology annotation, cellular component: plasma membrane; external side of plasma membrane.